AUGAAUAAUAUUGAAAGCGAUAUUGUUGAAUCUGUUGCUACAGCUCUAUACAUUGAUUGUGGAUUUAACUUGCAACAUACAUGGAUGAUUUUUAGACACUUACUUGAACCGUUAGUCAUGCUUGAUGUCAUUUUAGCUAAACCACAAUCUAUUACAGCAUUGUAUGAGGCGUGUGACAGAACCAUUGCAAAUGUCUAUAUGGAUGGUACACUUAUCGCAUCACGCUCUUCUGACACUAAAGAAAAUGCAAAGCUUCAUGCAGCCGAGGCCGCUUUGUUAAAAAUAGCAAAACCGAAAACUAGUGAUACGGGCCCACAAGCUAUUGUUAUUUUAAAUGAAGCAACGGAGAUUGAAGGUGCCAAACAGAAACUAAAUGAAUUAUGCAACGCUUCUCCUUACAUUACUCCUCAUUUCGUGAAUUCGAGUUCAUUAAGAAGUAAUGACUGCUGA
Messenger RNA from Helianthus annuus (common sunflower), 450 nucleotides. RefSeq names its product ribonuclease 3-like protein 2. Gene Ontology annotation, molecular function: RNA binding; ribonuclease III activity. Lineage: Eukaryota; Viridiplantae; Streptophyta; Magnoliopsida; Asterales; Asteraceae. The transcript is spliced from 3 exons. Gene Ontology annotation, biological process: siRNA processing. Bases 1 to 450 code for a protein of 149 amino acids. Gene Ontology annotation, cellular component: cytoplasm; nucleus. The record is from RefSeq and is a predicted model, not a curated record.